AUGGACAUCUGGCUGACAAGCUCGGAUCUCCAGACGACCGCACUUAAGAGCAUCCGAUCCCUCGCUCCUCUGCUCGACCGCGUUCUGGUCCAGCGGAUCAAGGCCGAGCCCAGAACGGCCGGUGGUAUCUUCCUCCCGGAGAGCAGCGUCAAGGACCUGAACGAAGCAAAGGUCCUGGCCGUGGGACCCGGUGGUUUCGACAAGGAGGGAAAGAGACUUGCGAUGAGUGUGAAGGAGGGCGACAAAGUUUUGAUUCCUCAGUAUGGCGGCAGCCCCGUUAAAGUUGGAGAUGAGGAAUACCACCUGUUCCGCGACCAUGAGCUUCUCGCAAAGAUCAACGAAUAG
Messenger RNA from Capronia coronata CBS 617.96, 345 nucleotides. RefSeq names its product chaperonin GroES. The coding region runs from base 1 to 345 and encodes 114 amino acids. The record is from RefSeq and is a predicted model, not a curated record. Lineage: Eukaryota; Fungi; Ascomycota; Eurotiomycetes; Chaetothyriales; Herpotrichiellaceae. Gene Ontology annotation, cellular component: mitochondrial matrix. Gene Ontology annotation, molecular function: ATP binding; metal ion binding; protein folding chaperone. The transcript has 4 exons.